This is a messenger RNA of Condylostylus longicornis, 3309 nucleotides long. RefSeq names its product kinesin-like protein Klp61F (gene Klp61F). The coding region runs from base 88 to 3183 and encodes 1031 amino acids. Gene Ontology annotation, cellular component: nucleus; spindle microtubule. NCBI's taxonomy places the organism in Eukaryota, Metazoa, Arthropoda, Insecta, Diptera, Dolichopodidae. The record is from RefSeq and is a predicted model, not a curated record. Gene Ontology annotation, molecular function: microtubule binding; ATP binding; plus-end-directed microtubule motor activity. The transcript has 6 exons. Gene Ontology annotation, biological process: microtubule-based movement; mitotic spindle assembly.
UGUUGCUAGAUUUUAAUAAAAAGUUAAUUACUGACUUUGUUUUACAGUUUUUAAUUUAAAUAAAAAUCAGAGAAAUAAUUUGUAAGAAUGGAUACUUCCGCUCCUCCGAAUUCAAACAAAAGUCGAAAUGAAAAAACCAAUCAAAAUAUUCAAGUAUACGUACGGGUCAGACCUGCAAACAAUCGUGACAGAAUGAUACGAUCACUGGAUGUGGUUGAUGUUGUUGGUACAAAGGAGGUUGUAUGCCGGAGUUCUUUAGAUUCAAAAGUAACCAAAAAGUUUUACUUCGAUCGCUCAUUUGGUCCAAAUUCAAAACAAUCUGAUGUUUAUCAAACUGUUGUGGCUCCUUUAAUUGAAGAAGUAUUAGCAGGGUAUAAUUGUACCGUGUUUGCCUAUGGUCAAACUGGAACUGGAAAAACCCAUACUAUGGUUGGCUUCGAAAACCAACAAAUGAAAGAAUCUUGGGAAGAUGACUCUUCAGCUGGAAUUAUUCCAAGGGCUUUAUGUCAUAUGUUGGACGAAUUACGUUUAAUGAAAGUUGAAUAUGCUAUGCGAAUUUCUUAUUUGGAAUUGUAUAAUGAAGAGCUUUGUGAUUUGCUUUCAACAGAUGACUCCGUGAAGAUAAGAAUAUUUGAUGACAGCACUAAAAAAGGUUCAAUAAUAAUACAAGGACUUGAAGAAGUCACAAUCCAUGGAAAAGAUGACGUAUAUAAAAUAUUAGAGAGAGGGCAAGAACGUCGGAAAACUGCAACAACUCUUAUGAAUGCUCAGUCCUCGCGAUCUCAUACUGUACUAUCUAUCUUAGUACACAUUAAAGAGAACGGUAUCGAUGGAGAAGAAAUGUUAAAGAUUGGAAAAUUGAAUCUAGUCGACUUGGCCGGUAGUGAAAAUAUUUCUAAAGCAGGGAAUGAAAAAGGAAUUCGAACCAGAGAAACUGUCAAUAUCAAUCAAAGUUUACUUACUCUUGGGAGAGUAAUAACUGCUCUAGUAGAACGUGCCCCACAUAUUCCGUAUCGUGAGUCUAAAUUGACCCGUUUGCUUCAGGAAUCGCUUGGUGGACGAACUAAAACCUCAAUUAUUGCUACAAUAUCUCCUGGGCAUAAAGAUUUAGAUGAGACUCUAAGUACGUUGGAGUAUGCAUUUCGAGCCAAAAAUAUUCAAAAUAAACCAGAACUUAACCAAAAAUUAUCCAAGAAAACUGUUUUGAAAGGAUAUAUUGAAGAAAUAGAUAGAUUGAAAAAAGAUCUUAAUGCUGCGCGAGAAAAAAAUGGUAUAUAUUUAGAUGAAGAAACGUAUAAUGAGAUGAAUUAUAAAUUAGAAGUUCAAAAUAAAGAAUUAAACGAAAAAAUGCUGAACUUAAAAGCUUUGAAAGCUGAAAUGUUGAAAAUGGAGUCACUAUUUACCGAAAAAUUGCAUACAACAGAAAAAGUUUUAAGCGAAACUAAACAUGAUUUAACUCAAACAAAAAAACGCUACAAAGAAAAAAAAAUUUUAUUGGACAAUCACAUUAAAACAGAAGAGAAAUUGACAGACCAAGCAAAUGAAUUGAUUAAAGUAGCAAAAAUUGCAACGGAAGAUCACCAACUAUUGCAUGACACAUUAGAACGUCGUAAAAGUGUUGACACAAAGAUUAAAAGUGUUGCUGAAGAGUUCAAAAAUAAAAUGGAGCACAACUUUAAAAUAAUGAAUAAAGAUUUCGAAAAUUUACAUGAAAAGCAUAAAUCAGUUUCAGAGGUUAUCAAACUGGAAAUUAAUGAAAACACAAAACUUAUAAAUUCUUAUAUUAAUGAGACAAAGUCAAAAGUCGAUCAAAUGGCUUCGUAUUUCGAAAAAGUAUUUGAACAGUUUUCUUUUCAAUAUGAAAAGUUUGAAAAACAAAUUUUAGAUGGCGAUGAAAAACAUUUGAAUGCUUUCAGCGAAUUAAAGAAAAUUCAGGAACAAAAAGAUGGCAUAUGGAGGAAAGAAAUAAAUAGUUAUAUAAAUGACACAAAGCACAUUUUGAAUGAACAGAAAUUAGCACAAGAAAGUAACGUAGCUUUAGUUUCAAAGUUUAUUUUAGAAACAAAUGAAAAAGACCGGGCAUUUUGUAAUGUUCUGAAUGAUCAACUUUUCAAUAUAGUCGAAGAAGCCCAAAGGACUAUAAAGGCUGAGGUGGAGAGUGUUAAGGCUAACACGGAAAGAAGAAACCAACUGAAUAAAAAACGAAGUGAAAUUUUAUCUAAAUUAAUAGAACUCGAAAAUGAAGAUCGAGAAGGUAUUGAAAAAAUUGAAGUAAUUUCUGAAAAUUUGAUCUCUGUGAAAGAUGAAAUUUCUUCGAAAAUCAAUAAUAAGAUUGAAAGAAUUAAAUUAUUUGACAAAGAAAGAGAAGCUUCGUUUAAAAUACUUAAUGGUAAAAUCGAAAAUAUUCAAGAAGGGACCAAUUCGUAUGUUUCUCAAAUACAUGAUCAAGUUGAAAGGAUUCAAAAUUUAAUAUUAACAAAUCAAAAGCAAAAUUUAGAACAUGAAACUAGCAUGACAAAUUUGUUUUUGGAAAAUAAAAAAAAUCAAAAAGAAUUGGUAACUACUACUAGCAAGGAAUUGACGAACGUCAAAAAUAACUCUUGCUCCACGGUUAAAACACAGUUUAAAGAAGUUUCUAACACCAUUUUCAAAAAUCAGUCAGCUUUUAAUGAAUUUUCAUUGGAAAAUACAUCAAUGACGAAAUCUUUUGUUGAAGCUGUUAACGAUUAUGCUGAUGCAUAUUGGAAUAAUAUGAAUAACAAUUUCCAAUUAUUUAAUUUCUAUCAAAAUGGAUUAAAAGUUUAUAGUCCAACUGGGCAAACUCCGUCCAAAAGAGAAUAUACGUAUCCGAAAGUAUUAGCAAAAACAUCACCACAUUCAAAUAUAAUAAAAAGAUUUCGUUUAGAAAAUGGUUACUCAGAUCAUGAUAUAUCUAAUAUGACAAUAAUGGAGGACAACGAGAGUGUAAUACCGGAUAUUAACGAACAAAUGCCUAGAAUAUCGACUCCAAUAAAAUAUUUAGAAAAUUCUCCGAAGUCAUUUAAAUUAAACACACCAUCAUCACUAACAGAAAAUAAUCCUAGAUUAAUACACAGCUUAGAUAUAUAUGAUAAAAAACAUGGUACAGAGCUAAGAAAGUCACCUGUCAGCUUUCUGACAGAAAAUAAAGAAAAUGUAGAAUAAAAUUUUUAACAGGUUGAAAAUAUUUUUGUGUUACAAAUUUACUAAUUUUUAAUUAACGGAUGAAACAAUUAACACAUACAAAUAUCUCAAAUGUGUAUGAUUGUAUCAUUAAUUAAUAUUUUUGUA